UUCUUAUUGUAGACUUUAUCAGUGCAGAUUACUUUGAAAAUAUGCCUACAAUUAUUGACUUCAAUGGUUACAUUGUCGAAGGAAGUGACUUUAUCAUCAAAGAGUAUUCUUUGCUUAUUCUGAACAAAAAGGGUCGAUUGGAAUUUACACAUACCGGUGUUUUAAAACCUAUAUGUCACUGGAAAAAAUUAGACAAUGAAACGUUUAAAAAUUACACACAGGAAUUCUGCCUGAAAUUCGGAAUUCCGUGGAACACUGGGACAGAAAGUUUGAAAUCACUUAGGGAAAAUAUUGAUGACGUGAUAGCUAUUAGUAAACGCAUUUAUGUCCGCGAUAAUGAACAAAAAAAAUUAUUGAUGGAUUUUCUCGGUUUGAAGUUGGACGAUAAAUUUACUUCAUUGGUCGAGGAUCUGGGAUACGAAGCACCAUUGAAAAUGUCAACGCACUGCAUACAUCAUGCUGAUCAUCGCAACAACAAUUGCGCUAUUGAUAACGUCGAAGCAAUGUACGAUUGGCUGCUGAAAUCGAAAAACUCCCGAAAAUAUAAAUCUGAAUCCAAAGAAGUGAAGAAACAUGUUGUUGUAGAUUUUAUCGGUUACUACAUUCCGGAAGACCGAUUCGUUAUCAAAGAAUUUAAUGCUUAUGUCCUCAACGAUCCUCAUCACAUUGUGGAUAAUAAAUUAAAUAAGUAUUUCAUCACUGGAAAACCAGGGUAUAUUAGUUCGAAAUCACUGCAAUUAGAAGAUAUGCCUAUUGAUUAUCAAGCUCACUAUCAAGCUUUUUAUGAAUCCUUUGGGAUUCCCUGGGAUGCUGGUAGCACUAAAUUCGGGUCCUAUCAAAGAGGCUUAAGAAAAUAUUUUCAGGAUGCGAUUAAUAUUUAUGUUAAGAAUAAUGGAAACAAAAAACUUUUGUUGGAACUUAUUGGGUCGGAGAAUGAAAGCAAGAUUAUUGUACUGAUUAAGGUUAUUGUAAUGUAAGUGUAUAUUGGAUGCUUUGACUUUGCAGUGCCUCGGAACAAAAGUUAAUGUUAUGUAGCACUUGAUUAAUUAAUUAAUUAAUUAAUAUAUAUAUAUCCGUUAAAGAAAUUUGAAAUUUUUCAGAGGUUAUUUAUCAUUAACUGUAGCCAUUAAUUGGUCGUCUUUGCUUGGAUAAAUUAAUUAUUAAUUAUUAAUUAAACUAGCGUUUUAUUUAAAUAUGUAAAUGGAAUUUAUUUUUGUCAUUAAUAUUAAUAAUAAGUACAGAACAUAUCGAAUUUUUUUAAUUGUUGAUUAAUGCCGAUUAAUCUGUAGGAGGUAGAAGGUUACGAAUGCUGAAUGGAUGUUAGUUAAUUUUCAAUUUUUUAAUUAAUUAAUAAAUUAUAAUUUGCACUUUUCAUUUUUUUUUAUUGAGUAUUUUCAU
Messenger RNA from Cotesia glomerata, 1398 nucleotides. RefSeq lists its product as uncharacterized. The record is from RefSeq and is a predicted model, not a curated record. The transcript has 2 exons. Bases 42 to 977 code for a protein of 311 amino acids. Lineage: Eukaryota; Metazoa; Arthropoda; Insecta; Hymenoptera; Braconidae.